AAAACUCUGAUUUGGUUUAGGGUUUUGUUUUUGGUCGAAAGCAAAGCGCACUAACCAAAUCGCAGUUUCAUGCACUGAAGUCGGCCAUGAAUCGUCCAUCGAAGGGAGCGUCGUCGGGGAAACCAGAGGCCGUUGCCACUGCCGAGAAAUCUCGCAUACCGGGAUGUAUUCGCUCGCUCGCUGAUUCAACCGUGGCCAUUACCGUCCAUGCCAAGCCUGGCAGCAAGUUGUCGGCCAUCACUGACACGGACGAUGGUGCUGUAGGCGUGCAGAUUGAUGCUCCUGCGCGAGAGGGUGAGGCGAACGCUGCAUUAUUAGAAUAUAUCGCAGAGGUCCUGGGUAUCAAGAGGAGGCAAGUGUCGUUAGGGUCAGGUUCACGGUCAAGAGAGAAGCUCGUGACUGUGGAAGGACUUACCGUGGACAAAGUUUAUGAAGCGAUUCGUAGAGCAUCUACAUGAUGUCUUAAUGGCAGGUUUUUUCUGUUAUGGCGUUGGAAGAGGUGUGUAAAAGGGUCAUACUAGUUAUGAUCGAAUUGCUCUGAGUACCCAAGCACAUGUUCAAUGAUACCAUUUAACGUGUUAAUGAUAAUUUACUUGAUGAUAGACAA
This is a messenger RNA of Physcomitrium patens, 607 nucleotides long. RefSeq lists its product as uncharacterized. NCBI's taxonomy places the organism in Eukaryota, Viridiplantae, Streptophyta, Bryopsida, Funariales, Funariaceae. The record is from RefSeq and is a predicted model, not a curated record.